Psylliodes chrysocephalus is the source of this 3066-nucleotide messenger RNA. NCBI's taxonomy places the organism in Eukaryota, Metazoa, Arthropoda, Insecta, Coleoptera, Chrysomelidae. The record is from the annotation of a GenBank genome assembly.
CUGGAAGGUAUAAGUACUUGUAAACUGCCUUUAAUGUUCAGUUUAACUUUUUUUUGGAUUCAUUCCACCAGGCGUCGUUUUAUAAUAGUUAUCAGUAAUCAUUUUUGCAAUGGUGUUUUAUUUUUGGAUACUAUAGUUUGAAUAAGAACGCCAACAAUGUUAUGCACAAAAUGGAAAAUCUUAGCGUUGUGACAACCAUUUUAUUUCUCCUAAUACAAGACUGCUCUGAUGCCGAAAUUUCAUUAUGUCCUCUGGAUUUUUAUCAUGAGAAAACGCAAGAAAAAAUGGACCAAGACAGAGAGGAAAUUAGUACUGGAUUAACUAUUCGUGAUAUUUUACCAACGGAUCCAAGCAAAUAUGACAAAAUGAGACCACCAAAAAGAGAUGGAAAUCCUACCAUUGUUCAUUUUCACGUUACAGUUAUGGGUCUUGAUAGUAUUGAUGAAAAUUCCAUGACAUACGCUGCUGACAUAUUCUUCGCACAAACUUGGAAGGACCACAGAUUAAGAUUGCCUGAAAAUAUGACCACUGAAUAUCGGCUUUUGGAAGUGGAAUGGUUAAAAAGUAUGUGGAGACCUGAUUCGUUUUUUAAAAACGCAAAAUCUGUAACGUUUCAAACGAUGACAAUCCCAAACCAUUACAUGUGGUUGUAUAAAGAUAAAACGAUAUUGUAUAUGGUAAAACUGACAUUGCGAUUAUCUUGCGCAAUGAAUUUCAUGAUAUAUCCACACGACACGCAAGAAUGUAAAUUACAAAUGGAAAGUCUCUCGCAUACUACAGAUGAUAUGAUUUUCCAAUGGGAUCCUGAUGUUCCAUUGGUAGUCGAUGAAAACAUUGAACUACCUCAAUUAGCGCUGGUAAAAAACAAUACAGCAGAUUGUACUCAAGUAUAUUCAACAGGAAACUUCACAUGUCUGGAAGUAGUUUUUGUGCUAAAGAGGAGACUGGGUUAUUACUUAUUUCAUACUUAUAUUCCGACAUGCUUGAUAGUUAUUAUGUCGUGGGUAUCGUUUUGGAUUAAACCUGAGGCAGCUCCAGCACGAGUUACUUUAGGAGUAACAUCUUUACUUACUUUAUCCACACAACAUGCGAAAAGUCAGGCUGCUUUACCGCCAGUAUCGUAUCUAAAAGCUGUAGAUGGUUUUAUGUCCGUUUGCACCAUAUUCGUUUUCAUGGCUUUGAUGGAGUAUUGCCUUGUAAAUAUCGUACUAGGAGAUUCGGACGCCCCAAAACCACCAGAGAAAAAUCCACCGAAUAAUUUAGAGAAAACUUCCAAGGAAAAUUCAUUAUUAUUGACUAGCAGCAAGCCGCCAUCAAAAGGAGGAAUACCUCUGGCUAUAAGACAAAGAAAUAAUGCUAUAAAUAUCGAUAGAUUCUCUAGAGUGUUUUUUCCUUUGUUAUUUACUGUUCUUAAUUGCACUUACUGGAUUCUAUUUGCAGAAUAUAUUUAAUAUCAUUUUUCUUUCAUGUAAAAUAGGAAAAGUAAUAUCUAUAAAUUAAAAAAUAAUAAUUUCAAUGUGUAAUUUUUUGUCAAAAGAUCGAAACGUAUUUUAAUGAUAAGUUUAUUCUAGAAAUUUUGUACAUUUAAAGAUAAAUAGAUAAUGUAAAAAUAUUUUCUCACAAAAAUCGUUGCCAAUCGUUUUAUUUUGUAGGAUAUGAUUGGAAAAAUUUAUUGGAAUUUUUUGGUAAUAAUAAUCGAAGAUUGUAAUAGAUAUAGAUAAUAAAUAAAUUUAAAAAUAAGUGAUAAUCGGUAUAAUACAAUAUCAUGUUUAAAAUGUUGCCUGUUCAAAAUAAUUUCUGAAUCCUGAUCUCCUACAAAGUGCUGGCAAUGUCAAACCUUCAGUCGUUCUUUGCUUGUAAAGGAUCGAAUAGUAAAUGAAGUUCGCAUGUGCAAGAAAUGAAAGAACGUUUUAUCGACGUUGCCUUUAAUCAGUCGGUAGCUGGAUACCGAUCGCUAACUAGUCCUGUGAAUGGCAAUAAUGAUUGUGUCCUUUCUUUUUCCGCAUUUGCAAGUACUAUUUACUAUUCACUUCAACACAGGUAAAGCAAGAACAAAAGUUCUUGCCAGCACUAUAGAAUUCAACCAUUUUUGUGCGAAAUCAAUUUAUAAUAUUAAAAUCUAAAAUCUGUGUUUUAUUUUAUCAAUAUUUUUUUUUAAAGGCAUUUGGUUAUUGGUUACUUAUGUAGGAUAAUUAAAUAUUUGACCCGCUUUAAGCAAUCUAUAUAACUAUAUUAUAUCAUUGACCUUGGCCUAGUCAAAGACAACAGGUCCACAGCGUUGCCAUAUCAUAAACCACAGGUAUCAUUUCAAAAGAUAGUUUUAUUGUUAUUUUGUGCUCUAAUAAAAUGUAAUUUUCAUAUUCAAUACUGAUUUAAAAUCACAGAACAAACACCACCUUCGUUAAAACUGUAAUUAAAUUGAUUUGACAUAAAAAAAGGUAAUAAUUAUAAAAAGAAUUGGAAAUGACAGGUUUGUUCUGGUUCUCAAAAUGAAAACUGUUUUGAAACUGCGCCGGACUGUAUGCGUAAAGGCAAAAAAUCCCCGACUGUUUGAAAUUGUUGGAAAACCAGAACACAUAAAGGUGUUUUGUUUAUUGUUUAUUAUAAUAAUGAAGUUCCUUUUGAAAGCUCAGCUUCAAAUAACAUUUGCAUGUAUGUUUACCAUUAUCAUCACAUUUCAAUGGAAUAAAUAAAAACAGAAUAAUAUUAAAAAAUUAAUAAUUCUAAAAUUGCUUUAAUUUACAAAUAAAACAAGAACAAGAGACAUUCGUCCACAUAUAAAUAAACAAUUUGGGAUUGUAUACGUUUCGUAUAGUCUAAAAAGCCAAUACAAUAUUCAUAACACUUCAAAAACGCAUGCGCGGUCAAAACAGUCCGAGUCGAUCCACACUCCCAAGCAUGAACACUUUUUGACUGUUUACAACAAUCACGGAUUAUUUCGGAUAUGAAACCAGAACACUGGACUGAGAGAUCUGAAGUAGUCCCAGAAAAACCAGAACACUUUUUAUCUACUGCGCAUGAGCCCGACAGUUGUGGAUCGUUAUUUCUCAAAACCAGAACAGACCU